UCUCUGCCCUGGACAAUGCCAGGAAGUGAGGGAUCUUUGGCGAGCGGUAUGAAUCUCCCAGGCCAACAUAAUCUGUACCAGCUAUGCCUGGAAAAUAUCAAGGGCAAGUGAAUCCGUGGAAUGGGGACGGUCCCGCCGGCGGCGGCCAGUGAGCCCGAGCUCCCCUGAGUAGCCGAAGCGAAGCCCGAACGGAGCCCCGGGGGCUGCAGGAUGCACCCCCCCUUUGGAUGCUUUUAAGGCAGCAGCCACCAAAUUAAGACGAAGUGUGAAGAUCCCCCUUCCCCAGCCGCAGCCUGAGCCUCCUGCCCCCCCGGCGAUCAGUGAAAUGCUCCAGGAGAAAGGCCUGUCUGAAACGGAAGAAGGGUUUCCAGCGGCCCAGGCACCUGGUCAUGCAGAAUCCACCGUGGGUUCCCCGGUUCUCGGCGUGGCAGGAGUCAGCAGCACUCCGCUGAGCAGUCCGCAGGGCCAGGAUCCGGAGCAGACAAUAGAAAACAUCAAAGUCUAUCUCCACGAGAAGGAGCUAUGGAGGAAGUUUCAUGAGGCUGGCACCGAAAUGAUAAUAACCAAAGCAGGCAGGAGGAUGUUUCCUAGCUACAAAAUUAAGGUAACCGGGAUGAACCCCAAGACCAAAUACAUCUUGUUGAUCGACAUCGUCCCAGCUGAUGAUCACCGGUACAAAUUUUGUGACAACAAAUGGAUGGUGGCUGGGAAAGCAGAGCCCGCAAUGCCUGGGCGGUUAUAUGUUCAUCCGGACUCGCCCGCCACGGGAGCUCACUGGAUGCGGCAACUGGUGUCGUUUCAGAAGCUAAAGCUCACUAACAAUCACCUCGAUCCAUUCGGACAUAUUAUUCUUAAUUCGAUGCAUAAAUACCAGCCAAGAUUGCACAUUGUGAAAGCAGAUGAAAACAACGCCUUUGGGUCCAAGAACACAGCGUUCUGCACACAUGUGUUUCCAGAGACAUCCUUUAUAUCGGUGACCUCCUAUCAGAAUCACAAGAUAACCCAGCUGAAAAUUGAAAACAACCCAUUUGCCAAGGGAUUCAGGGGAAGCGAUGACAGCGAUUUGCGUGUGGCACGGCUACAAAGCAAAGAAUAUCCAGUGAUUUCCAAAAGCAUCAUGAGGCAGAGGCUGGUUUCCACUCACGGCCAGCUUUCAACAAAAACAGAUGUCAACCCACUCCAUGGGAGUCACCAGACCCUUCAGCAUUAUCAGUACGAGAAUGGUGCUCAUAUGCCAUUUGCUGCUUCGGAUACUCAAGAUCUACCACUCAACACCUUCACAGCACAGAGAGAUUCAGGGCUCUUCUAUCACUGCCUGAAAAGAAGAGAAAGUGCUCGGCAUUUAGACCUGCCCUGCAAACGGUCCUAUCUGGAAGCCUCCUCUUCUGUAGGAGAAGAUCAUUAUUUUCGUUCGCCACCUCCAUAUGACCAGCAAAUGUUAAGUCCUUCCUAUUGCAGUGAGGUGACACCUAGGGAAGCUUGUAUGUACUCAGGUUCUGGGGCUGAAAUCGCAGGUGUCUCAACAGUCGAAGACUUGCCGCCUCCUCCCCCUCCCCCCUUGAGCUGCAAUAUGUGGACUUCUGUUGCACCUUACACCAGCUACAGCGUUCAGACAAUGGAAACUGUGCCUUAUCAGCCUUUCCCUGCUCAUUUUACUACCACCACCAUGAUGCCAAGACUCCCCUCUAUCACAAGUCAAAGCUCCCAGCCACCAGGUAAUAGCCCCUUCAGUGUCUACAAUCAACUGUCACAGUCUCAGGUUCGGGAGCGAGUUCCUCCUUCAUCCUUCCCGAGGGAAAGAGUGCACCCAUCUGUUUGUGAGAGGAAGCCUCCAUCUCCGCACUUAAACACGGCAAACGAAUUUCUGUACUCACAAAGCUUUUCACUCUCGAGGGAAUCUUCAUUACCGUACCAUUCAGGAAUGGGGACUGUGGAAAACUGGACUGAUGGAUGA
Messenger RNA from Gopherus flavomarginatus (Mexican gopher tortoise), 1954 nucleotides. It is a transcript of the gene TBX4, whose product is annotated as T-box transcription factor 4. The transcript has 10 exons. Bases 326 to 1954 code for a protein of 542 amino acids. Gene Ontology annotation, cellular component: nucleus. The record is from RefSeq and is a predicted model, not a curated record. Gene Ontology annotation, molecular function: DNA-binding transcription factor activity, RNA polymerase II-specific; RNA polymerase II cis-regulatory region sequence-specific DNA binding. Lineage: Eukaryota; Metazoa; Chordata; Testudines; Testudinidae. Gene Ontology annotation, biological process: positive regulation of DNA-templated transcription; angiogenesis; regulation of transcription by RNA polymerase II.